Messenger RNA from Oncorhynchus gorbuscha (pink salmon), 1957 nucleotides. RefSeq names its product cold shock domain-containing protein C2-like. The record is from RefSeq and is a predicted model, not a curated record. Gene Ontology annotation, cellular component: cytoplasm. Gene Ontology annotation, biological process: regulation of mRNA stability. NCBI's taxonomy places the organism in Eukaryota, Metazoa, Chordata, Actinopteri, Salmoniformes, Salmonidae. Gene Ontology annotation, molecular function: mRNA 3'-UTR binding. Bases 308 to 787 code for a protein of 159 amino acids. The transcript has 4 exons.
CGCCCAUUCUCCCGACUACCGUGUAAUCUCAGCCAGCGGCAGCUGCGCAGCCUCAACAACACACCGCAGAUCAGUGUAUUCCGCGCGACUACGCGUAUUUACUGUUAUUUAUUUAAUUUAUGUUAUAUAAUAGUAACUGACAAGGCACACACCCGUCCUCUACCGACAAACGGACUCUAGCAAUGCACAAGAUAUAUUAAAGCAGAGACGGUGAGCAGACAAACAUAUAACUGGAGUGUCAGCAUCAGGCCAGGUGGUGAAGAACCAGAAGAUUGGUAAGAAGAGUGACCUGGCCCGUGCCUCAGCCAUGACAGACCCCAGCCUGACGUCCCCCUCAGAGGCCCCUCUGCGCUCCCCCCGGGCUGCACCCCUUUCCCUCUCCUUCCCCUUCUUGAGGGAGGGCAGCCGUGUGUGGGAAAGGGGAGCGCCACCCCAGCCCCGGUCACUGCCCAGCCCACUGCCCACCAAACGCAACCGCACCUAUUCAGCCACGGUGCGGGCCACCUCAGGGCCAGCGUUUAAGGGCGUGUGCAAGAGCUUCUGCAGGUCACAAGGUCAUGGCUUCAUCCGCCCCAUCAAUGGCGGUGAUGACAUCUUUGUUCACAUCUCUGAUAUCGAGGGCGAGUAUGUACCAGUAGAAGGAGAUGAGGUCACAUACAAAGUCUCCCGGAUCCCACCAAAAAACCUGAAGAUCCAGGCCGUGGAGGUGAAGAUAGUUCAUCUGAACCCAGGGACGAAGCAUGAGACCUGGUCUGGCCAGAUCAUCAGCCAGCUAGACGAGAGCUAGGCUUCAGCGCUGGCCUGUUUAUCUACACUUGGCUACAGGGAGGGCUAGGGUGGGAAGUUGAGGGGUCUGGCUAGGGCAGGCAGGGACGGCCAACUGGUGCUGGUGAGUCUGUCUAAAUCAGGUGUGCUAGAGCUGGGCUAGAAAAAAAACCUAGAUACACUGACUGGCUCCUCAGGACACAAGUUGGCCAUCUGUGAACUAGGACGUGGUUAGUACAGACUGGAUUGAUAAGUCAUAAAAGCAAGGGAGGAGAAUAUGUUCAACCUGAAUGUACUGGAAGUGGGUGAAGGGAUUGAGCGGAGUGGUGGAGGAAAUAGAAUGAGAAAUCCGACACCAUUUUGAGGAGAAGCAUUACUAUUGGUGUGAUAUGAAAAUGAGGUUGGAGAGAAAAUAACUGAUGAAGGUUUAGAGGUACAGAAUCGGAAAUGUCUGAUUGAGAGAGCAAUCGGGAAGGGAGGGAGAGAUGGGCGUAAGACAAAAUAAAAGCUUUGAAGAAUGAUUUAUAUUUGACUGUGAAUGGAAAAGCCACUAUUAAUAUGCUCUCGAGGUAAACAACCAUCUUUGUAUUUUUGCCUUUUAUUUAUAUAUAUUUAUUUGAUCAUUUUGUUUUGAUUUUUUUGUAUCCGUUAGUUUUGAGGUUACUGGAUUUAAGUUUUGGGUAUUGUAGUCAAACGAAUGCACUUAAAAACUUGAACUUUUCUGAAAUACUGCCGAACCGACUACAACUCCUAUUAGGCUUUAUUAUGUGGCAAUUUGUAGUCCUGUUUGCAAAUUGUAACUCACCAUGAUGGUAUGAGCAAAUUACUGUAAGGUUUUUGAAACUUUUCUAUUGUCUGAGAGACACUGUAACACACUGUCAAUGGCAUUGAAAUACAUUUUAAUGUAUUUGUUUAAGUUCUGAAAUGAUCAUUUAAUUGUUACUGAGCCGUUAUUCAUAUUUGUUUCAUGUCUACCCAUUAUGUUUAGCAUUUCUCCAUAUUUCUAUGUAUUUUUCUGUACUUCAUUCUUACUGUUUUGGUUUGUUUUAUUUCAUGUUUUAGUUAAAAUACUAGGUUUUUCAUUGGUCACAGUUCAGAGCAUUUUCUGUUAGACAAGCCACUGUGGCCAUAGUUUACCCUCAUUUCUAUGUGAGCCUUGAAAAGAGCACUAAAAACAUUUUAUGAUUCACAA